Molecule: messenger RNA, 690 nt
Organism: Aspergillus mulundensis
Lineage: Eukaryota; Fungi; Ascomycota; Eurotiomycetes; Eurotiales; Aspergillaceae
Product: GNAT family N-acetyltransferase
Exons: 1
Coding region: 1-690 (229 amino acids)
Molecular function (GO): acyltransferase activity, transferring groups other than amino-acyl groups
Source: RefSeq, a predicted model, not a curated record
AUGAGCUUCCAAACCGCCCGCCUCUCAUUCAAACCCCUGUGCCUCUCCGACACCGUCGCCCUCCAUGAACUCCGUACCGAGCCCUCGGUGAUGAAGUGGAGCGUGCAGCAUGUUCCCGAUGCGAAUCUCCAGCAGACGGAAGAUUGGAUCCGGCGCUCCAUUGGCCUCGACGAGACCGGUUCAGAUGCAGAAAAAGGCGGGGCGAAAAAGGGCAUGAGCCUGAAGAAAGGCAAGGGCAUCGUCUUCUCAGUUCGGGAACUUUCAUACCUACAGUCCCGAAAAGAUGGAGAUGGAGAAGAAGAUCGGAUCAUCGCCGUAAUCGGGAUCAAGGAGUCUGAGUCGCCGGUCUCGGGGAAAAUGCAGUACGAGCUCGGGUAUAUGUUUGUGCCUGGGGUUUGGGGGAAGGGGUACGCGAGUGAAGCUGUGAAGGGGAUUAUGGGCUGGUGGUUUACGUACCUUGACUCGUUCGGUACUUCAAUUGCGAAGUCGGAGGCUUCGGGCGUGAAUGGCGGAAAACAAGGAGAUAUUGAAGAUGAGGACCGGGUAUAUGCUAUUGUUGCGAAGACGAAUGGCGCCAGUAUCAGGGUGAUGGAGAAGUGUGGCUUCCGGGUUGUCGGACAGGGAGAAGAAGAUGGCAGCGGGUUAGAGCUUGUUGAGUUUUGUAUUUCUAAAUCUGAUUUGGCGAUAUAG